UCUUUACUCCAACAUGGCUGUUUCUUGCUCCAGUGUCAUGGGAUUCUUGAGACGACUAAAGGAAUGGAAAAGAUUUAUGAUUAUUUUCCUGACACCAUUGAUUCUCAGCCCCUUGCCAUUAGUAGUCCAAACAAAGGAAGCCAGAACUGGAUAUGCAAUAUUGAUUAUGGGAACAUAUUGGUGCACAGAGGUCACCGACUUGGCAGUAACUGCUCUAUUGCCCUUGUUUUUAUUCCCUGUUUUGAGUGUGAUGCCUGCAAAAGAAGUUGCACCACCUUACUUCAAAGACACCAAUGUCCUAGUCCUUGGUGGGUUAAUAAUGGCAGUUGCCAUAGAGAGAUGGAAUGUACAUAAAAGGAUUGCAUUGAAGGUGCUGUUAUUGGUUGGUGCACAGCCAAGGAGGCUUAUGUUAGGCUUCAUGCUGGUUACUGCGUUCAUUUCUAUGUGGAUAACAAACACUGCAACAACAGCAAUGAUGACACCUAUCAUGGAAGCUGUAUUGAAGCAAUUAGACAAAGAAUACAUGCCAAAGAAAGACUGUGAAUGUGAAGAAGAUGAGCAAACUGUAACUGUAGGUGAGGAAAAUGGGGCAAAUAAUAGUAACACUGAUGAACAGAAGAGCCAAGACAACAGUGAAAUUGUAAAUUCUCAGACAGAUGAUGGGCAAGAAAUGGUAGAGCUAGCAGCCCCAAUUCAUCCAAGAAACACCAGUAGGAGAAAAUUACUAAAAAAGGAUGAAAAUGAUGUCACAGUUAGUGUUGAUGAUGACUCCGAGAAACCAGAGGAUGAGCAGACUAGAAAAUACAAGCUGCUGUGUAAGGCAAUGAUGCUGUCAAUUUGCUAUUCAGCCAAUAUUGGUGGCACUGGUACAUUGACUGGAACUGCACCACAACUUGUUUUAGCUGGACAGUUAACUGAUGUCUUCAAAUCUGGGCCUGGCAUAUCAUUCUUGUCAUGGUUCAUUUAUGCAUUUCCUGAAAUGCUCAUUUUUCUGAUAGUUGCAUGGAUCUAUUUGCAAGCUAUCUUCUUUGGUAUAAGUUGGAAACAUUUAUGCUGUUGCUUUCGUUGGAAAAAGCGAAAUAAAUCAAAGGGCAAAGAAGUGUAUUCAUUGAUGGAAAAGCAAUAUGCAGAGCUAGGCCCGGUGACAUUUGCUGAAUUCGUCGUUUUGUUCCAUUUUCUUGCUUUGGUCCUCUGUUGGAUGCUUCGUGACCCAAAGUUCAUUCCAGGCUGGGGAUCGCUUUUUCCAAUGGGGAAGAAAAGUUAUGUCAGUGAUUCAACAGCAGCAGUUAUCAUCUGCUUCUCGAUGUUUGUUUUCCCAGCAGAGCGACCAGAAAUGUUUGGAGGGCCACGUAGAAAGAGGCCCCAUAAAACUAUUCUUGAAUGGAAAGCAACCCAACUCAAGUUUCCAUGGAAUGUAACGCUUUUACUCGGAAGCGGUUUCGCUCUUGCAAGAGCUUGUGAAAAAUCUGGACUUUCGAUGUGGCUUGGAUGUCAGCUAACAGCAUUGAACUCAGUGCCAAAUUUCGUCAUAGCCUUGGUCAUAUCAAUCCUGCUUACCUUCCUCACCGAGUUCACAUCUAACACUGCAACCGCCACUAUUUUGCUGCCUGUACUUGCAUCUUUGGCACAAAGUAUACGAGUACAUCCAUUUUACUUGAUGGUUCCAGCGACAAUCUGCUCUUCGUUUGCGUUCAUGUUGCCAGUAGCAACACCACCUAAUGCUAUCGUAUUUGCUACAGGGAGGUUGACCAUCCCAGACAUGAUGAAAGCUGGUUUUGGAAUGAAUCUCAUCGGGAUUCUCGUCGUCACCCUUUCAAUAAAUACUUUUGGAAUGGCCUACUUUGGAUUGGACAAAUUUCCCGCAUGGGCUGAAGGAGCUGCUAAUGGGAAGCGCUGUGGACUCUCCAUACCGACUACCCUAGCAACGAACCUGACUACGCUAGCUGUAAACGCAUCUACAACCUUGUCGUCCAUGACUUCUGCAGCACCCACUGUAGCCAGUGCAGCGUCUACUUCUAUUGCAACUACUGCUGGUGCACUCCUAACAACCAUCGCAAAGAAUUUAACCACUGCUGCAACAAAUGCAACCAGAUAGAAAAACGUUUCGACUUCUCUUGCAUAGCAGUAUUCAAUGCAGUCGUUGAACCUGAAAUCCAUAAACAGUAUACCAGCCAUGCUUUUUAUCAUUACUCUUAAGAACUGCUUUGCCACAUACACAGACUAAUGAGAAUGUCUUUUAGCUAUACUGUCAAGUUCUGUUUACUUGUAAAUAGAUUAACGUGUGUCCUUCUAAUCUAAUUUCGUAAGUUCCUUUAGAAAUCAUUGUGGAAAAAUCUUUCAUAAUUAUUUGAACUUUGAGGAGAGGUAAAACAUUCAGAAUGGCAUAUCCUACAGGAGAAUGGGACUAGAAAUGCAAGAUUAAUUUAACGAUGAACUGGGCAAUUUUUUCCUUAAAAACUAUGACAUUAGAAACUAGGAAUAUUGCAAAGCGGUUGUCUUUGACAUCUUUUGUGCGUGAUUUUCUGAAGGGUUUUACAGCAAGGAGGUAAGAAUAAUUCAUGUCACAAUACCUUGAAAUAUCUUAUACCCACACACAGGGACCGCGGAACCGGGGGGGAGGGGGCUGAGGGGGCUUUAGUCCCCAACCCGAUAAUUUUCAAAAUGUGUAAUUCAAUCCUUCAAUCUGUACUAUGCUCCGCGGUCCUUGACACACAGUCUUGACAUUUUGAAUUAAAUUUAAGAAGAUUUUCCCGGUUAGAAAUGGUAUGCAUUUCCAAAUAAUUUUAACUUGGAAACAAACCUUAUUGGCUUGAAUAACACAAAUACGCUCAAUGGUUAUUAAGUUAUUAACCAUUUAUAUAAUAAAAUAGCUGUUACUGUUUUGGCAGAUAUGAGAAGUGUCUGGUAGAUAUGGUUUUAAAAGCAUUAGGUAUUUAUCUCAUGAAAUAUUUGUCUCCAUAAUAAUACAUUUGUCGAGAUGA
Messenger RNA from Rhopilema esculentum, 2981 nucleotides. Its product is annotated as Na(+)/citrate cotransporter. Gene Ontology annotation, biological process: transmembrane transport. Lineage: Eukaryota; Metazoa; Cnidaria; Scyphozoa; Rhizostomeae; Rhizostomatidae. Gene Ontology annotation, cellular component: plasma membrane. The record is from RefSeq and is a predicted model, not a curated record. Gene Ontology annotation, molecular function: transmembrane transporter activity.